UGCGCCCAAUCUGGAGCUUGAGCUCCAGCAGCAUCCUCUGUGUGUGUGUGUGUGUGUGGUCUCAGGAGGAUGAGACCGACAUGCUUUCUCACUCAGCCUCUCUCCUCUCCUCUCCUCUUUCCUCUCCUCUCUCCGUCCGUGGCGCAUCUCCAUCUCUGAAUGUACUUGGGCUACAGGCGGCAGCGACUGAUCCCUCCGCCAACACACACACAUCCAUUCACACACACACACACACACACAUUCACUAACACAAACUUUUACAAAUGCAGGGCGAAGACUGGAGCCGCCGGAGGAAUCCUGUCUGAUCGCGAUCUAACGCGCUGAUGCAUGAAGGAUGUAGAGCCAGAGGGCGGUGCAGGAUGGAGUGUUCCUGGAAGACGGUGCUGCUGCUGGUGUGCGCCUCUCUGGGGGUCCAGUACACGGCCAUCCACACGCUGAGGGACUCGCUGUCUGGAUCCUGUCAGGGAGCCUACAGGUGCCAGAGCAGACAUCACAGAGACUUCAGGUGGAGAUCCGUGUGCGACAACAGCUGGUUGCCUGUGGAAUCACCUCGGAAGCACAUCCUGCUGUUUGCUACCACACGCAGUGGCUCCUCCUUCACCGGACAGCUCCUCAACCAGCACUCAGGGAUUUUCUACGUGUUUGAGCCUCUCUACCACGUUCAGCAGGCCUUCACCAACUCCAGCAGCAGGCUGCGUCGCACCCUGGACCGACGAGCCCUGCUUGGAGCUUACAGAGACCUCCUCCUCAAUCUAUACACGUGUGACCUUCACUUCAUGGAGAAUUACAUACGUCCAGAGCCCCAGGACCAUGUCACGAGCACCUUCUUCCGCAGAAGCUCCAGCCACGCCCUCUGUUCCCCUCCUGUGUGUUUGGAAGGAGGAAACGCGUUGGCCUCUGAUCCACCUGAUGAAACCUGGUGUCCUAAGAAGUGCGGGGCCCUUAACCUUACCUUAGCUUCAAUGUCAUGUCUGUCAAGAGGGCACGUAGCCAUAAAGACCGUGCGGGUCCCUGAGGUAGGGGAUCUACGGACCCUGACUGAAGAUCCGCGGCUGGACCUGAAGAUCAUCCACCUGGUGAGGGACCCCAGAGCCAUCCUCGCCUCACGCAUGAUGGCGUUCUCGGAUCAGUUCCGUGCUUGGAAAAUUUGGAACGCGACUGGAAGGCAACCUCGCUACGUGGACCUGUCACAGAUUACCAGCACCUGUAAGGACAUGGCUGCCUCUGCAGAGACAGGCCUGCAGAGACCAGCAUGGCUCCGAGGACGCUACUUACUGGUGCGGUACGAGGACCUGGCAUUACAACCAAAGGACAAGGCCACCGAGAUCUACAGGUUUGUGGGACUGGAGAUGGAGGACAGGGUGCAGAUGUGGAUUGCAAAGAACACCAACAGCAACAUGUCAUCUCCGUCCGAGUGGAACUACAGGUACUCCACCACCAGAGACUCCAGAGCGACAGCAGAGAGCUGGAGGCUUCGGCUCGGCUUUGACAUCGUGAGGACUAUACAAAAUCUCUGUAAUGAUACUCUGGCCCUGCUGGGAUACAAGCAGGUUCACUCUGCAGCUGAGCUCAGAGACCUGUCCCAUAGCUUAGUGGAGUAUAGGACCUUUGAACCAGUCACAUGAUAGAUAUCAUUUACUCAUUUAUUCAUUCAUUUAUUUAUUUAUUUAUUGCCUCUAGGUUAUAGUCUGUAAGCAAAAGUAACGGACAUGUGAUGAGGACAGAUGCAUUUUGGAGGAGAUAUAGAUUAUAUUAUAAAAGAGAAAUGGGAUUGACACUGUUGGAAACGGAGUGACCUUGUCAGAGGUUUGUACUUUCAUUUGUUUAAAAAAAGAAAAAAGUUUAAUUUAUUAAAUAAAAUUUUUUAGUCUUUUAUGAUGAUGAUUUACCUUCACUUUUAUUGGAUUUGCUUAAGAUGUUAAAGGAGCCAAAUGUCAAGCAUGUGUGACGCUGGAAAUGUUCUGAUCCAGAUAAAGUCUCUAAAGAGUGUUCUACAGUUCUGUUUGUCUUCAUUGAAAACUUGUGUUUUACAGACAGUAAAAAAAAUCUCUCUCUCUCUCUCCCCCUCUCUUUCCCCCUCUCUCCCUCCA
This is a messenger RNA of Solea senegalensis (Senegalese sole), 2090 nucleotides long. RefSeq names its product Carbohydrate sulfotransferase 1-like. NCBI's taxonomy places the organism in Eukaryota, Metazoa, Chordata, Actinopteri, Pleuronectiformes, Soleidae. Gene Ontology annotation, biological process: N-acetylglucosamine metabolic process; keratan sulfate proteoglycan metabolic process. The coding region runs from base 324 to 1625 and encodes 433 amino acids. The transcript has 3 exons. Gene Ontology annotation, molecular function: N-acetylglucosamine 6-O-sulfotransferase activity; keratan sulfotransferase activity. The record is from RefSeq and is a predicted model, not a curated record.